AUGACCGACGAAUGCUCUCUUCACCAAACUCAAUUAGCCGAGCAUAAGGCUGCUUCCCAUGUUUGCGUAAAGAGUGAUGACGAAAUUAGCAAAACUGUUCUCAUCGAGGGAAAAGAAUUUAAUCCUACAAGAAAGAAAAUUGAAGCAAUGAUUAAUGAUGAAAAAACAAAAAUAAAUGAGUAUUGUUCAUCACAUCAAGAUAAUUCUAUAAGUCAUUUAACUAAACACAAAAAAACCAACUCCCCUUGUAGCAUAACUUGUCCUGUAUCAAAAGAAUUACAAAAACAAAUUAAAGAAUGUGAUAAAUGCCAAAGUCCUAAAUUAUUCGUUCAGCAAUUAAAAAAACAAAUCAAAUGUGAGCAAGUGGUAGACAUAUUAGUUAGCCAAUCUGAAGAAGAAAGAAAAAAUUCAACUUUGCUUUUAAUCAAAAAAGAUAACAGAGAAUUAGAAAAAUUAGAACAAGAAAAAGAAGACAAAGAACAAAACCUGAAAGAAGAAAAGCAAAAAAUAGAAGACAAAAUUCUGAAGUCUACUUUGCCAUUAAAAAGCAAAAAAGAAGUACUAAAAGAAAUAAAAUUAAUUAAAGGAUCAAAAAUUUCCAAAGAAUUAGAAAGAAAAAUUGCCAGUUCUCCGGUCGACUCAACUAUUGGAGAAGUUGCUUUACAAGAACAAGUUAAGGAUUUAAUUAAAAGUGGGGAAACUUACCAGCAAUUGCUUCAAGAAUUUCAAGAAAAAGAGAAUGAGUUCAACAAAUUCAAAGAAAAAACUGAACGCUGCAAAGAUUGCCAAAAAUAUUGUUCCGACCACCAAAAGGAAAUAGAAAAACACAAAACUUGUAGCCAUUGUCACAAAAAUGAUAAACAAAUUCAGCAAACAAAAGAGAAAAUUAAGGAAAUAAAAGACAAAUUAGAAGAACUGAAGAAAACUAAACCCGAAGCCGAAAAAGAAAUUAAGAAAUUAACUAAAGAAUUAAACAAAAAAGAAGAAGAAAACAAAAAACUAUAUCACGAAGCAUUUGCCAACCGCGUAAAAUGCCCAACUCUUAAUGAACUUAAAGAAGAAAGAAAAAAAUGCUCUGGUUGCCAAAGCAAAAUUGAGAAAAAACAUGUAAUUAAAAUAGAAAAUCCUCUUCAACAAGUUUGUCUAAUAAGUGGGGGUACAGAUAAGCCAGAAAUAUAUUUACUAUCCAAAAAAGAUGUUUGCUGA
Molecule: messenger RNA, 1206 nt
Organism: Entrophospora sp. SA101
Lineage: Eukaryota; Fungi; Glomeromycota; Glomeromycetes; Entrophosporales; Entrophosporaceae
Source: the annotation of a GenBank genome assembly